Cynara cardunculus var. scolymus (artichoke) is the source of this 1192-nucleotide messenger RNA. RefSeq names its product thaumatin-like protein 1b. Gene Ontology annotation, cellular component: extracellular region. Lineage: Eukaryota; Viridiplantae; Streptophyta; Magnoliopsida; Asterales; Asteraceae. The transcript has 2 exons. The coding region runs from base 140 to 1024 and encodes 294 amino acids. Gene Ontology annotation, biological process: defense response. The record is from RefSeq and is a predicted model, not a curated record.
GAUCUUCAUGUGAGCCAAAACGGUUAUGAGAACGAUCCUCUGUAUUACCACCAUCACCGGAAAAUCUUAAAUCCUAAUUCAAUCCCACCACCGGCCACCGCUACAACCACCAUUAACGUCACCAUUUCAUUCCACAACCAUGGCGAAACUUCGAUUCUCUCUCGCUCUUUUCACUACGUUUCUCAUAUCGUUAUUUAAUCCCAAUCAAUCAUCAACAUUCACACUCACUAAUCAGUGCAACUAUCCAGUUUGGGCCGGUCUUCUCUCCGGUGCCGGCACUCCUCCACUACCCACCACCGGCUUCCCUCUCCAACCCAGCCAAUCAAAUUCCAUUUCCGUCCCUACCAGCUGGUCCGGCCGCAUGUGGGGUCGCACCCUUUGCUCCACCGAUUCUACCGGCAAAUUCUCCUGCGUCACCGGCGACUGUGGAUCCGGAACCAUCGAAUGCAACGGCGGUGGCGCCGCACCUCCUGCCACCUUGGCGGAAUUCACACUUAACGGAGCAAACGGGAUGGAUUUCUACGACGUCAGCCUUGUUGACGGAUACAACCUUCCCAUGAUGGUGGUACCACAAGGCGGAGCAGGCGGAAACUGUAAUGUCACCGGAUGUUUUGCCGAUUUGAACAAGGACUGUCCAUCGGCACUCCGGCUGACGGGCGCCGGCGGCGAUGGUGAUGAAUCUGUCGCCUGUAGAAGCGCAUGUGAAGCAUUCGGAGAUCCGAUGUACUGCUGUAGUGGCGCGUACUCGACUCCACAAAGCUGUUCUCCGACGUCGUAUUCGGAGUAUUUCAAAAACGCGUGCCCGACGGCGUACAGUUAUGCUUACGACGACGGAACCAGCACGUUUACUUGUUCCUCCGCCAACUACGUCAUCACUUUCUGCCCUACUCCGGCGAACAGCCGAAAAACGACUGGAGCCGGCCAAUCGGAAGCCAAUAGCGGCGGCAUUUCAUUGGCUAAAGCUUUCAGCAUUUCUUCCGUUAUUGUUGCUGCUUUCAUAUUGACGCCGGCUUGGCGGUUAUAGUAUUAGCGGGGACGUUUUUACUGAUAUACCCCUGUUUUUUUUAUUUUUUAUAGCCGGCUUCAUUUCGCCUAAGCCGACUAGAGCUCUUAAAAUUUGCCUAUUUUUCGAAUGUUUGUAACCAAUUGUAAAUUUUAGAGUUUGGUUAGAAUUAUGGAUAUGUUGUUUUUU